Messenger RNA from Spodoptera litura, 462 nucleotides. RefSeq lists its product as uncharacterized. NCBI's taxonomy places the organism in Eukaryota, Metazoa, Arthropoda, Insecta, Lepidoptera, Noctuidae. The record is from RefSeq and is a predicted model, not a curated record.
UAUUUGAAUUUGGAAUAGUGAUUUAAAAAUCAAAUAUGGCUGCUGUACUCAAUUUUCUUUUGUUAAUUUCUGUCCCAGCGUUACUGUUGAUUAAUAACGCCCAAGCCCAGUACAGAACUCAACCAAUACCAUACGGACCACAUGUACAUAAAGCCACUACGACUCAACCAUUGAUAAGUACCUUACUAUCAACCUACUCAACCAACAUGCCAAUAGUCGAAAAAUUAAACACAGUAGCUUCUGUGAUACAAAAAAUGCCGCCAAAAUGUUCUAAACUACCUAAUAAGAGAAUGUACAUGGUGGAAGCGUUAAAAAAUUCUGCCUUAGAGAGUCUAUUGCUAGCUGCCAACGCUUGCAAAUGUCUUAAGAAGGUUGACAACGUCAACGUCAUUCGCCCGUCAAAGCGACAGGUGACAGUUCGGAAUGACAGGCCUGUAAACGUCAGAUACGUUUGAAUUUAGA